This is a messenger RNA of Pyrgilauda ruficollis (rufous-necked snowfinch), 2361 nucleotides long. RefSeq names its product solute carrier family 35 member F1 (gene SLC35F1). Gene Ontology annotation, biological process: transmembrane transport. The record is from RefSeq and is a predicted model, not a curated record. NCBI's taxonomy places the organism in Eukaryota, Metazoa, Chordata, Aves, Passeriformes, Passeridae. The transcript is spliced from 8 exons. Gene Ontology annotation, molecular function: transmembrane transporter activity. The coding region runs from base 206 to 1462 and encodes 418 amino acids. Gene Ontology annotation, cellular component: membrane.
GCUGCCACUUCGUCGGCCGUGAGCGGCACUCGCUGGCGGCGGCGGCAGCAUCCCGCCCCUCGCUGCAUGGCAGCCCAGUGAGGGAGGAGCGGGCGAGGGUCUGGAGCUGCCCGGAAGCCGAGGGAGCCAGCGCCGGCGGCAGCAGCGCCCGCCGCCCUCCCGCCGGGAUGCGCCCCGCUCUCCGCUGAGGCGCAGCCCCGCCGCGAUGCUCUCCCCCGAGCGCCACCGCCACCACCGCCACCCCCCGCCGCCGCAGCCGCCGCCGCCGCCGCACCACCCGCCGCAGCCCAGCCAUGUCGUGGCCACCAUCGAGAACCUGCCGGCGGAGGGCGGCAGUGGCGGCGGCAGGAGCGGCAUCUCCGCGCCCUCCUCCAGCGUGCGCCAGAGGAUCAGGAAAGUGCUGAACAGGGAUCUCUUGCUGUCUGUGGCACUUGGCCAGGUACUCUCCCUCCUUAUCUGUGGCAUUGGUCUCACAAGCAAGUAUCUGUCAGAAGACUUCCAUGCCAACACACCCGUUUUUCAGAGCUUCCUCAAUUAUAUCCUUCUGUUCUUGGUCUACACGACAACACUAGCCGUCAGACAAGGAGAAGAAAACUUGCUGGCAAUUUUGAAGAGGAGAUGGUGGAAGUACAUGAUCCUGGGGAUAAUAGAUAUAGAAGCCAACUACCUGGUAGUCAAAGCUUAUCAAUACACGACUCUUACCAGUGUACAGCUCCUAGACUGUUUUGUCAUCCCAGUGGUGAUACUCCUCUCCUGGUUCUUCUUACUGGUACGAUACAAGGCAGUUCAUUUCAUUGGGAUUGUGGUCUGCAUUCUGGGCAUGGGCUGCAUGGCAGGAGCAGAUGUCCUCGUUGGGAGACAGCAAGGAGCAGGUGAAAAUAAACUGAUAGGGGACCUCUUAGUACUUGGCGGAGCAACUCUGUACGGCAUCUCCAACGUCUGUGAGGAGUACAUCGUCCGAAAUCUGAGCCGAGUGGAAUUCCUGGGCAUGAUCGGACUCUUUGGCUCUUUCUUCAGUGGAAUUCAGCUUGCAAUCAUGGAACACAAAGAGCUGUUGAAAGUCCCCUGGGAUUGGCAAAUAGGCUUGCUGUACGUUGGCUUUAGUGCCUGUAUGUUUGGCCUCUACAGCUUCAUGCCAGUGGUCAUAAAGAAAACCAGUGCUACUGCCGUCAACCUCUCCCUGCUCACGGCUGACCUGUACAGCCUCUUCUGUGGAUUAUUCCUCUUCCACUACAAGUUUUCAGGACUUUACUUGUUGUCAUUCUUCACGAUCCUUGUUGGGCUGAUGCUCUACUCCUCCACAUCCACCUACGUAGCCCAGGAUCCUCGGGUGUACAAGCAGUUCCGAAAUCCCUCCGGACCUGUUGUAGACCUGCCAGCCAGCAGCCAGAUGGAGCCUUCGGUGACAUACACCAGCCUGGGGCAGGAGACAGAAGAGGAGCCUCACGUUAGAGUUGCUUAAACCCAGGGCUGUUGAUCACCUAUUGACAGUGGAGCUCGUAUAUCCAUUAUCUCUGUAUUGUACAUAGAGAAAGGUAUUUACCAGGUGCAGUUACACUGGUGAGCUGCAAGGUAGCAAAUAAGGAAAGCUCAUACAAACACAAAUUAAUUGUUCCAGGGUGUUCCUUGCAAGGAGAUGCCAGUCCCUCGUUUACGACAUGAGCAGCAUGUUUGCAAUACAAGCUGCUGUGUAGGAAUCAGUUAAUGUCAAACUACCUGUGAAAGAUAUUCAAUACGUAAGAUGAAAUUACAAAAAAAAAGGAAAUUAAUAGAAGGGCGUUUUACACACACAGAGUGAUCAUAUGCCUAAGCCACAUCAGUUGUGGAAAAAGUACCUUUUUACAGCAAAUACACUUUGUGCAGUCACUGUUAAUUUCUCUCUAAAAUUUGUUUGUUUGCACAAAACAGAUGGGUUAGUCGUGGUAACAACCCCCUGAUACAUUUUUGCUAGCACCUUGGAUUUGGUGAGGGAAAUACAAUGAGUUCUGUGCUAUCUGUCUAGUUGCCCUUUCUAGGUAAUCUGAUCCAUGAAUCCAGAGAAGGGACAACUUCCAAUAUCCGUCUCUAUUCUAGGAAUAGGUAUAAGGCGAGCAUUUUAGCCUUUCUAUAUUUGCAGAAGUGAAGUACUCAAGCAUUGACCUCUCUAUGAUCCAUGGCAGAUUUUCUAGUGGCCAAGGUUCUGCAUCAGAUGACAGGGAGUCAAUUUCUCUGUAGUCAUGACUCAACACAGAUUUCUUACUUUUAAAAUUUUAACCUGUAGAAAGAAAAAUACAUUUUCUAGUUUCCUAUGUAUUGUACCUCUCCAUGGAAAGAUGACAUAUCAUGUGGAUCAGGGCACUUAUUUUAGAUACUCAGUGCAUC